GUCUUCUCUCUCUCUCUCUCCAAACAUUAAAUCUUUCUCUAUAUUGAUACAAAACACAAAACAAUAAAGAGAUGGAACAUACAAAUCUACCAGUAGCAGCCAAAAGGUUAUGGCACAUAGUACGUGUGUUGUACUUCAUGGUAAGGAAGGGCAUAUCAAAACGAAAAUUGAUGGUUGAUCUCAACAUGAUGAUGAAACGUGGCAAGAUAGAAGGGAAAGCCAUACACAACCUCAUGUUCCACCACAACCACUAUUCCUCCACCUUCAACCGCCAAUCACACGACCGACACCUGUCCUUCUCCGCCCCACACGAAUACGAGUUCAGCUGCAGCAACAGUCCAGCAGUCUUCCCCUUCAACCUCAGCAAGCAGUGCAAACACCACAAGCACUCUCAUUUCUUCCCUUGCACUCACGCGCCACCCACCGACGACGACAUAUUGACCGUUGACGCAAGUCCGAUGAUGGUGCAUGACAUGUUGUAUAGUGAAUUGUCGUCGCCGGCAUUGCCGGGGUUUGGACGGAGCCCAAUGGUGAGGCAGCUGAGGAUAACGGACUCACCGUUUCCGUUACGGGACGUUGACAGGGAUAGCCACGUAGACGAAGCUGCUGGGGAGUUCAUAGCGAAGUUCUAUAAUGAUUUGAGGAAACAAAACACAGUGGCUCUACGUUGA
Camellia sinensis is the source of this 671-nucleotide messenger RNA. RefSeq lists its product as uncharacterized. NCBI's taxonomy places the organism in Eukaryota, Viridiplantae, Streptophyta, Magnoliopsida, Ericales, Theaceae. The record is from RefSeq and is a predicted model, not a curated record.